Molecule: messenger RNA, 1711 nt
Organism: Aphanomyces invadans
Lineage: Eukaryota; Oomycota; Saprolegniomycetes; Saprolegniales; Verrucalvaceae
Exons: 2
Coding region: 12-1220 (402 amino acids)
Biological process (GO): protein folding
Cellular component (GO): Golgi membrane
Molecular function (GO): flavin-dependent sulfhydryl oxidase activity; protein disulfide isomerase activity
Source: RefSeq, a predicted model, not a curated record
UCCAGAUUGCCAUGGCCGCCGGUGCCGCCGCCAUGCUGUCGCUGGUCCUCAGCGGCAUUCCGAGCGUCGCCGCGUUUUGGGGAAAUACAGCUCCCCUCUUCGAGGAUUCCCAAACCAUCCGUUCCUUCACAUCGGAUGACUUUGCCUCGGGCGUGCUCGCGAGUGACGUCGCGUGGGUCGUCGACUUCUACGCGCCGUGGUGUCCGCACUGUCGUCACUUUGCGCCGCAUUACGAGGCCGUGGCCGAUCACUACGGCGAGUCCACGACUGUCAAGUACGGCGCCGUUGACUGCACUGUUGAAGACAAAUUAUGCACCGACUACCAGAUCAUGGGAUACCCUUCCCUCCUGCUGUUCAACGUGCCUGCCAAGGGCAGCAAACCCAUGCCCAUGCCAUUCAGGGUCAGGGGCAAGACAUUUGAAGGAGUCGUGACGUGGGUGGAAGAGGUCUUGACAUCGCAGAACAUGUCGACGGGCGUCGACUUGCCAGACUUUCGAAUGUACAAGGAGAUCGGGUACGGCGGCACCGCGCCGCCAAAGAAAUUUCCGAAUCUGCGCAGCGCCGUGACAAAAUCCCCUCGUGAGCGCAUCAAUUUACGUGCCGGCCAUCUUCGAGACGCCGGUCAUGCGCUCGCCUCGUCCUUGGAAACCGGCAUGUUUCUAGGCUCGUCGGUGCUGGCAUCGACCAAAUACGAUACCGUCGAGAAAUGGCUUCGGCUGCUCGUUGCCCGUUUUCCUCUCGAAGCGAACCGGCAAGCUCUGGCGACCCUGCUCUACCGCGUGCAGAGUCAGCGGACAUGGACGCUGGCCGAGUGGAAGGUGCUCAUUGCGACGUGGAAGCUCGAUGUCUUUGGUGACACUUACCCUCGGGACCUCUUUUCCAGAAAGGAGAUGGAGCUGUGUACGACCUACACGUGUGGUUUGUGGACGCUGUUCCAUGGCCUGACCGUGCCGCAGUCGACCGCGACAUCGCCGCUGUCCGCGGCGGAAGCUGCCGCCGUCGCCUUUGGCAUCCGAGACUUUGUCGUCAACUUUUUCGGCUGUGAAACGUGUGUUCAGCACUUUACUGCAGCCAACCCUGACGCCAAGCUGCAGGACAUUGGGCUCCACGGCGCCCCCGACGACGAGCUCAUCCUGUGGCUUCACGCGAUGCACAACUCUGUCAACGCCCGCACCAACCAUUCCAACUUCCCCAUGGCAGCGGUACAAAUGGACCCUUGAUGUGUGGUCGGUCAAUAUCUCGUGGGGGCAAUUGUAGAAUUGCCCAGCAUGCUACUCCCCCGCCAAACCGACGGCAGAUCUCGCCGUCGUGCAGUACCUCAAGAACGAGUACAGCGUGCUUGAAACAGAUAAAUUCGUCGACGACAGCAGCGCGCUAGAGGACCGCGUGGCGGACGAUGCGAACGUGUCUGCCUCGAUGCUGUUCGUUGGGAGUGUCGACCAUGUCGAAGUUAGCAGCGUCGUGCUCAUGACGGCCUUUGUGUUUGCCGUGUAUGUGCGGUACGGCCGGCGUGAGAUCAAGCCUCAACUCUACAGCGACGACGACGGCAGCAAAAGUGCGUGAAGGUCGGUGUAUCGGGGACCUCGACCAGCUCUCCCACGGCCGCGAUGCAGUGCUGCUAGGGUCGUGGAAAACGAUAGUUGAAAUUGGAAGAUCACGUGAAUUCUUGGAGUUCGAAGCACCGGUAGCUGGACGAAGAGGAACAUCCCGA